This is a messenger RNA of Prunus armeniaca (apricot), 333 nucleotides long. The record is from the annotation of a GenBank genome assembly. NCBI's taxonomy places the organism in Eukaryota, Viridiplantae, Streptophyta, Magnoliopsida, Rosales, Rosaceae.
AUGGGUUUCUAUGGUGUCAUUCAAGAAAUUUGGGACCUUGACUACCAAAAGUUUACAAUCCCAGUCUUUAGGAAUGACCAAUUUGUUUUGGCUUCUCAAGUCAAACAAGUAUUUUUUGUUGACGACCCGAUGCAUCGUGGUUGGUCGGUAGUGUUAUCAAUGCCUAAUAGAGAAUAUAAUGAUGUUAUUGGUGAUGAUGUCUUAGGUGAUGUGAGAAUUGAGUGUGAGCCAUUUACUAGGGGGAUGCCAAAUGUUGACACAUUUGAUGAAGUGGUGGUUGAGUUAGGGAGUCAAAAUAUUCGAGAUGGGUGUGAAGAUAUAUGGGUUGAAUGA